This is a messenger RNA of Cryphonectria parasitica EP155, 657 nucleotides long. RefSeq names its product ribosomal protein 60S. The record is from RefSeq and is a predicted model, not a curated record. Gene Ontology annotation, molecular function: structural constituent of ribosome. Gene Ontology annotation, cellular component: ribosome; cytosolic large ribosomal subunit. Gene Ontology annotation, biological process: cytoplasmic translational elongation; translation. Bases 124 to 459 code for a protein of 111 amino acids. The transcript is spliced from 4 exons. NCBI's taxonomy places the organism in Eukaryota, Fungi, Ascomycota, Sordariomycetes, Diaporthales, Cryphonectriaceae.
AUCACCAACCAACACCAGAAUCCUUCAACGCAAGAACUCGAAGACUCAGUCUCCGCCAAGCGGUUAAAUCGAUUGACAUCUCGUGUUCUUUUCUAAAUCCAUCAAUUUACCCAAUCAGUCAAGAUGAAGCACCUGGCGGCCUACCUCCUGCUUACCCUGGGCGGCAACGAGAAGCCCUCUGCUAGCGACAUCCAGAAGGUCCUGGAGUCUGUUGGCAUUGAGGCCGACUCUGACCGCCUGGACAAGCUCAUCUCUGAGCUUGAGGGCAAGGACAUCAACGAGUUGAUCUCCGAGGGUAGCACCAAGCUUGCUUCCGUUCCCUCUGGCGGUGCCGGUGGUGCCAGCGCUGGUGGCGCUGCUGCCGCCGGUGGUGCCGCCGAGGCCCCCAAGGAGGAGGAGAAGAAGGAAGAGGAGAAGGAGGAGUCCGACGACGACAUGGGAUUCGGUCUGUUCGACUAAACGUCUGGAUACCACUUCUCCAAUUCACAAAAAAAAUGAUACACACAUCACGGGGGUGCUCACGCGUACCAUUACGGGCCUACUAAGACCGUUCGUCAUCUCAUGCCAGAAAGGAGCAUUGAGGCGAUAUGACGGGCUGCAGCAAAGUAGUUCAUGAGGAAGCAGGCAAAUCAAAACACAGACUUCAUGACCCUUCGA